GCUGAUGUUUAUUUACAAAUAUUGAAAGAUUGUUUAUAAAAAUUGUAAAAUUACAACAAUCUUUGGAAAAUUUAAGAAAAUGGUAGAAAAGGCUGCACAGGAUUAUAGUAAAAUUUUACAAAGUGUUAGUUUAGAUAAGGAGAUUAAUCCCAUAUGUAUGAGUAUAGAAGAUAUGUUGACAAGACUUGAUGAGUUGGAAUCUUUAUUGGUCAAUGUUAAGGGCGAAAAUAAUGUUAUAAUGGAUCAAUAUACCAACAGUAUUUUAGCAUUUACGCCACAAUUUGAAGUUCUUAAACAGCGCAUCGAUCAAUUGGAACAUUUUGUCGAAGUGGUUAAUAACAAUGUGGAUGAGGUAGAGAAAUCAAUAGAUAUAGCGGAAGCUGAACUAAAUGUUACCGACUACAGUUUAAAGGGCUUACUGUUCAAGCCGCUGUUGGCUAAAGCUAAAUCUGUUUCAGAGUCAAAUGCCCAGUCGCCGGUAGAAGAUCCUGUAAUAGCUACGAAUCUUAAAGAUGGUCAAUUUCAAGCAGUGCCAAUUUUUAAUACUUCAGAUUAUUUUAAUAGCGAUAUCUCCUCAUAAAUAUAGGUUUGUCAUGUUUUUUUUUUUUUUCAACAUUAACAACAAAGUGCCUAAAAUAUGCUUUUAAAUAAUUUGAAAUUCAAGUAAUGAAAUAGUUUUUAAGAUAAAAAUUAAAUAAGUUUAUUAAUUUUGUACGACAUAGAACAAACAUUAACGGAAUAUUAUUUUUUAUGGAUGUUAAUUUCAAUAAUAAUUUUACUUCCUUAAUUU
Molecule: messenger RNA, 790 nt
Organism: Lucilia sericata (common green bottle fly)
Lineage: Eukaryota; Metazoa; Arthropoda; Insecta; Diptera; Calliphoridae
Gene: Blos4
Product: biogenesis of lysosome-related organelles complex 1 subunit 4
Exons: 3
Coding region: 80-580 (166 amino acids)
Cellular component (GO): BLOC-1 complex
Source: RefSeq, a predicted model, not a curated record